UCGCUUUUUGAAACACAACACGGAAGGAAGAUUGUUGUUGAGUGGAACAGAAGUGUUUACGAGUUCAGAAAGAACCUUAUCGCCAAGACGCAGGUAAGAAAAAGAUAAAUCUGCCAUUACCUGUAAUGUUUAAAUGGAAGUGAAAGAGGAGACGUGUGAGGCUGACCUGAAUAUCAUGGAGGAGAGGACCGUAAAUGUUAAGGAGGAGGACUGUGAGUGGGAGAGUGUCCACCCUAAACAGGAGGGUCUGGACAUCAAGGAAGAGGACAGUGAACUGAGGUCAGUGAGCUUUAAAGAUGAGGAUGAAGAUGAGUGUGUCAGCACUGAGAUACACCACUAUAGAAGUAUGGAGAGUGUCAAGGAAGAUGACCUUCAUUAUGGACAUCAAGAUAUAGCAGUGACUGAGUUAGUCUCUUCUCAUAGUAGACACUCUUCAUCUCCGGAGUCAUCUAUUAAUGUAAAAUAUGAAUCAUUACAGUCUGACACAAAGGGGACUGAAGGAAUUUCAUCUCCUAGAACUGAGGAAGGCCAGACACCACCUAAGAUGUCAUCGGAAACAAGUAUCAGACUUCACUGCUGUUCUGAAUGUGGCAAAGAGUUUUCACAAAGACACAGCCUUUUGACUCACAAAAGAAUUCACACAGGGGAGAAGCCGUAUUGUUGCCCUGAAUGUGGAAAACAGUUUUCACAGAGAAGCUAUCUUCAGGUCCACAAAAGAAUUCACACAGGGCAGAAGCCAUAUUGCUGUUCUGAAUGUGGCAAACAGUUUUCACAAAGACACAGCCUUUUGACUCACAAAAGAAUUCACACAGGGGAGAAGCCAUAUUGCUGCACUGACUGUGGCAAAGAGUUUUCACUAAGGAACAGCCUUUUAACUCACAAAAGAAUUCACACAGGUGAGAAGCCAUAUUGUUGCACUGACUGUGGCAAAGAGUUUUCACUAAGGCACAGCCUUUUAACUCACAAAAGAAUUCACACAGGUGAGAAGCCAUAUUGCUGUUCUGAAUGUGGCAAACAGUUUACACAAAGAAACCAACUUCAGUGCCAUGAAACAAUUCACACAGGGGAGAAACCAUAUUGUUGUUCUGAAUGUGGCAAACAGUUUUCACUAAGGCACAACCUUAUGACUCACAAAAGAAAUCACACAGGAGAGAAGCCAUAUUGCUGUACUGAAUGUGGCAAACAGUUUUCAUGGAGAAGCUAUCUUCAGAAACACCGAAGAAUUCACACAGGGGAGCAGUCAUAUGACUGUUUUGAAAGUGGUAAACAGUUUUCAGAAAGAAGCCAACUUCAGUGCAACAAAAUAAUUCACACAGGAGAGAAGCCGUAUUGCUGUUCUGAAUGUGGCAAGCAAUUUUCACGAAGAAGCAACCUUUCGAUUCAUAAAAGAGUUCACACAGGAGAAAAGCCAUAUUGCUGCCCUGAAUGUGGGAAACGAUUCUGUCACCGUAGUACUCUUCAGACACACAUUAAAAUUCACACAGGAGAGAAGCCGUAUUGCUGUUUUGAAUGUGGCAAUACGUUUUCACGGAAAAGCAGUCUUCAGAGGCACCAAAGAAAUCACAUAAUGGAGAAGCCAUAUUGCUGAACGUGGCAAACAGUUUUCACAAAGUAACGAACUUCAGUGCCACAAAGGAAUUCACACUGGGGAAAAGCAGUUUGGCUGUAGUAAAUGUGGCAAACUCUUCAAGAAAACAUACUUUUCUGAUCCACCAAAGAAUUCACACAGAAGCAGCUUAAUUGCAGCCCUGAAUGUGGAAAACCAGUUUUAUGUACAGUAGAUACCAUCUUGAGCUCGCCACAAGAGAGAAAUGUGUUUGAGUUAAACAAACACAACAAAGUAAUAUUCAUUAAUGGAAAAUUGAAAUCGGCCUUGUUGAAGAUUAUCCAAUAAGAGAACUUGACCAAGAGGGGACUUGAUUAAUAAUUCGGAAUUGAUGAGGGUGCAGAUGUAAACCAUAAAGAGCAGAGAUUGAAGAUCAGCAGUGAAUACACAAAAAGGGUAAAAAUUAUCCUUAAAUGUUCCUUAAUGGUGAGGAACAACAGUUAAUCAGCUAGUAAAAUACGUCAUCUUAUACAGCUUUUCGAUCAUAGACUGGCUGCAGAAAGACCUCAACAGUCUGGAUGUAGAAACAAGGUCCUUCAUGCCAACCAACUAAUGU
Erpetoichthys calabaricus (reedfish) is the source of this 2162-nucleotide messenger RNA. RefSeq names its product zinc finger protein OZF-like. NCBI's taxonomy places the organism in Eukaryota, Metazoa, Chordata, Cladistia, Polypteriformes, Polypteridae. Gene Ontology annotation, molecular function: DNA-binding transcription repressor activity, RNA polymerase II-specific. Gene Ontology annotation, biological process: negative regulation of transcription by RNA polymerase II. Bases 134 to 1588 code for a protein of 484 amino acids. The transcript is spliced from 3 exons. The record is from RefSeq and is a predicted model, not a curated record.